Messenger RNA from Aspergillus steynii IBT 23096, 165 nucleotides. RefSeq lists its product as uncharacterized. The record is from RefSeq and is a predicted model, not a curated record. NCBI's taxonomy places the organism in Eukaryota, Fungi, Ascomycota, Eurotiomycetes, Eurotiales, Aspergillaceae. The transcript has a single exon. The annotation marks the transcript as partial.
AUAACAUACUUUAUUCCCGCGAAGAAGAUAAUUCGCGGGAAAGAAUUAAUACAAGUAUUAACUUAUAAGAUCUUUAGACUUUAUAGUAUGCCCGCGAAAAUAAUUAUUAAUUAUAAAUUAGUAUUUAUAAAGGGCUUCUGGUCUAAAUUUAUAUACUAUUUAUAA